Molecule: messenger RNA, 1665 nt
Organism: Anopheles coustani
Lineage: Eukaryota; Metazoa; Arthropoda; Insecta; Diptera; Culicidae
Product: ribosome biogenesis protein WDR12 homolog
Exons: 3
Coding region: 112-1398 (428 amino acids)
Biological process (GO): ribosome biogenesis
Cellular component (GO): preribosome, large subunit precursor
Molecular function (GO): protein binding
Source: RefSeq, a predicted model, not a curated record
GUACGCCAAAUGCAUGGUCGGUAUUGACUACGGCAAGAUAAAAGAGUUUUACGUUAAUUAUUAACAGUUUGUUAGAUUGUUGGUUCACUGUGUGAUACAAAGUGGAGCGUUAUGUCGCUUUCUAUUACUGGAGCCACAGAAGGCCAGCUGCAAAUCCAUUUGUUCACGAAACAGAAACAGUACGCAGUCCCAGACGUGCCGUACUCGAUUCGGGCGAAUGUUGGAAACAAAGAAUUGAAUGUGCUUUUAAACACAUUGCUGAACGAUGCUGGCUGUACGUCGACCGAGAAAGUAGAGUUUGAUUUCCUCUUGAACGGGGAAUUCGUGAAGAUUCCUUUGGGUCAACAUUUAAAAGAACGAGAAAUCUCAUUUGAAGAUACCGUCGAUCUUGAAUAUGUUGAACGGUAUCCUGCACCCGAGCCGCAGGAUUGUUUGCUUCAUGAUGAUUGGGUUUCAGCAGUGCAAGCCAAGGAUGGUUGGAUUCUAACAGGAUCGUACGAUAAUACACUGAACAUAUGGAACACCAAAGGCAAGCACACGCUAACCAUUCCAGGCCAUGUUGCUCCGGUGAAGGGAGUUGCUUGGAUUUCACUGAACAAUCAAACGGGAGUAUUUGCAAGUGCUAGCCAUGAUCAAAAUGUCAUGUUAUGGGAAUGGAACGUCGUUGCGAAUUCGGUUGAAUGUGUGCAUGUUUGCAAGGGCCAUGAACGAGGCGUCGGUUGUGUUGCUGUCAACCCAUCUAAAACACAGAUGGCUACAGGCAGCAUGGAUACAAUGUUAAAAAUUUGGUCAACCGAUGUACAAGGAGACAAAAUUGAGCCAUCGGCAAGUAAGAAGGCUAAACUAGAGCAAGAAAAUGUACGCACGCCAAUAGCUACGUUGGCUGGUCAUCGUGAAUUCGUUUCCGGUGUCCAGUGGAUGGAUAAUUCGACAUUAGUAACUUCAUCUUGGGAUCACACUCUUAAAAUAUGGGAUCUAACGCUAGGUGGUAUAAAAACAGAAUUUACAGGAAAUAAAUCGUUUUUCGAUUUGAGCUACUCACCAUUGAACGGUAUGAUAGUAACAGCAUCACCUGAUAAAAACCUUCGUUUGUAUGAUCCUCGCUCAAAGUAUGCAACAUUUGUUAAAAAUACUUAUCUAGGACACACGCAAUGGGUGCAAACGUGUUGUUGGUCGACGACAAACGAGUAUUUGUUUGUUUCCGGUGCAUACGAUAACCAUGUAAAAUUAUGGGAUUAUCGUUCACCGAAGGCACCUAUAUACGAGUUGAUUGGACAUGAGGACAAAGUUUUAGCGUGUGAUUGGUCCAAUCCAAAGUAUAUCUUAUCAGGUGGCUCCGACAAUGCAGUGCGUGUCUUCAAAUCAAAAAUAUCUGGCAGCGCCAGUAAUAUUAAUUGAACUUAGGAAAAAAAGCUAAUAAAGGCAAAGUGAAUAAAGGCCCUUGAAACUUUCGGAAACAGAACGGUUAGCCUUUGAAGGAAAUGAGAGAAAAAGUAAUGAGCACAAAAAUAGACGAUUGCGAGGAUCGCCGUUAUAUCUUGUGAACAACUCAUGUAACGAAACACUGUUCAUCACGGGCAUUGAGAACAGGACACAGUCGUAUUUAUUCCCUAAGAAGAUUGCAGAUGGAGAUGCUUUUUUAAAUAUAUAUUAUUUUUAUUUCUA